Molecule: messenger RNA, 321 nt
Organism: Truncatella angustata
Lineage: Eukaryota; Fungi; Ascomycota; Sordariomycetes; Amphisphaeriales; Sporocadaceae
Product: zinc-binding ribosomal protein
Exons: 4
Coding region: 1-321 (106 amino acids)
Biological process (GO): translation
Cellular component (GO): cytosolic large ribosomal subunit; ribosome
Molecular function (GO): structural constituent of ribosome
Source: RefSeq, a predicted model, not a curated record
AUGGUCAACAUUCCCAAGACCCGUAAGACCUACUGCAAGGGCAAGGAGUGCCGCAAGCACACCCAGCACAAGGUCACUCAGUACAAGGCUGGCAAGGCCUCGCUUUUCGCCCAGGGAAAGCGCAGAUACGACCGCAAGCAGUCCGGUUACGGUGGUCAGACCAAGCCUGUCUUCCACAAGAAGGCCAAGACCACAAAGAAGGUUGUGCUGAGAUUGGAGUGCGUUUCUUGCAAGACCAAGAUGCAGCUGGCCCUGAAGCGUUGCAAGCACUUCGAGCUUGGUGGUGACAAGAAGACAAAGGGUGCUGCUCUUGUUUUCUAA